Messenger RNA from Nicotiana tabacum (common tobacco), 1268 nucleotides. NCBI's taxonomy places the organism in Eukaryota, Viridiplantae, Streptophyta, Magnoliopsida, Solanales, Solanaceae. The record is from RefSeq and is a predicted model, not a curated record.
CCCCCCCCUCCAAAACUUGCCUCCUCCUUGGCUUCUUCACUGGCCCUUUCACGCGCGCACACACACACACAAAAAAAAUAUAACAAUGUCGUUCUUGUUUUGAGUUUUUCUUGAUCUCAAAAAGUUGCUAUUUUUUUACCUGCAUUGUUUCGUUUUGGGUCGCCACACGAUUUAAUAGUAAAUGGGUUUUAUUGUUUGCUUCUGAGAAUGAGAAAUUUUGAUGGUACUGGAAUUUCUGCUAUGGAGUCUACGUUAUCAGGUCUCGUUCUCGAUCCCAACAAAUUUAGCCAAUUGAGUUUGGAUGAGAAAAGACAAUUAGUGUAUGAAAUUUCUCAAUGCUCAGAAGAUGCGCCAAAGAUCUUGAGUUCAUUGACCAGAAGAGAACUUCUAGAGAUUAUAUGUGCUGAGAUGGGCGAAGAGAGAAAGUACUCUGGCUACACAAAAUUCAAAAUGAUAGAUCAACUUCUAAAGCUGGUUUCUUGUAAGUCCAAUACAAAUAUUGGUUCUGCCUUCAAAAGGCAGCGAAAACAAGAAAAUCAAUGUGAAACUUUGGUUCAGAAUGGUGAAGCUAAGUGGGAGUUGGAAAGCAAAACCCAAUUCCUACUCUGUCAUAAUUUGGCAUGUAGAGCUACUCUUGAGAGAGAGGAUGUUUUCUGCAAAAGAUGUUCUUGCUGCAUUUGUCAUCAGUAUGAUGAUAAUAAAGACCCUAGUUUGUGGUUAACUUGUGAAUCCGAUUCUCCAGAUGAAUUUAAGCCAUGCGGAUUAUCAUGCCAUCUAAAAUGUGCACUUGAACACGAACAAUCCGGCAUUUUGAAGAAUUGCAUCAAUCAAAAACUAGAUGGAGAUUUCUAUUGUGUUUCUUGUGGAAAAGUUAAUGGGCUGAUGAGGUAUUUAACUCUUUCUUUGACCUGUAACAUUGUGUGUUUUUAUCUUGUUGUUGUUACUGCUUUUUUUACUUUUUCACUGCUGCAUAUCUUUUCUCAAUACUGUUGUGAUUAUGCAUGCUUGCUUUGAGCCGAGGGUUUACCGGAAACAGCCUCUAUACCUGCACAAGGUAGGGGUAAGGCUUCAUACUCUCUACCCUCCUCAUACUCCACUUGUGGGUGUUGAAUAUGUCAAAAGUUCAUCCCACAUCGGUGGGGGACUUCAUUUGGGGGAGAAUUUCUCCCUAUAAAAGGAGGCCUAAUGUUUAGGAUUUAAACACACCUCUCAUUUGCCUUAUCCUUUUAAGGUAUUUGUAUUUCUCUCUUUAGUAUUAUUUCACUUGU